This is a messenger RNA of Helianthus annuus (common sunflower), 686 nucleotides long. RefSeq names its product iron-sulfur assembly protein IscA-like 1, mitochondrial. NCBI's taxonomy places the organism in Eukaryota, Viridiplantae, Streptophyta, Magnoliopsida, Asterales, Asteraceae. The record is from RefSeq and is a predicted model, not a curated record. Gene Ontology annotation, biological process: iron-sulfur cluster assembly. Gene Ontology annotation, molecular function: 2 iron, 2 sulfur cluster binding. The transcript has 3 exons. The coding region runs from base 61 to 480 and encodes 139 amino acids. Gene Ontology annotation, cellular component: mitochondrion; cytoplasm.
UUGAAGUUAGAAUAAAAUUAGCCAAACACCCCCUAAGAAAGGAUUCUUUCUCCGUUUAAGAUGGCGACUUCAAGAUUGGCAGCAGCAGCGGCGGAGAAGGUACGGACGGCGGCGAGACGGCAAGCCGUAAGCCUAACAGAAGCAGCGGCCGACAGGGUACGCCACCUCCUACAGCAGCGCCAACGCCCCUUUCUCAAACUCGGCGUCAAAGCUCGCGGUUGCAACGGUCUUUCCUAUACCCUCAAUUAUGCAGAUGAAAAAGGGAAAUUUGAUGAAUUGAUCGAGGACAAGGGUGUAAAGAUAUUGAUAGAUCCAAAAGCUCUUAUGCAUGUUAUUGGUACCAAGAUGGACUUUGUAGACGAUAAGCUCCGAUCUGAAUUUAUAUUUAUUAACCCGAACUCAAAAGGACAGUGUGGCUGUGGGGAGUCUUUUAUGACCACGAGUGGCACAGAAGCUGCAAAGGCCGGUGGCACUUCUUAAUUGUAUUUGCAACAAACUACACACCUUAUAAUCCCUGUAUAGUUUGUGUCACAAACUGUAACAUUCAAAAAAAUAAGAAUAAUAAAAGGAUAUAUUCAAACCUACCCGGUGUACUACUAUUUUUUCGUGUUGUACGUGAAAUGAAAUCUCACUGUACAUGACCACGCAAGCGAUUUUGGAAGUAGAUGACUUCUCGUUAUGGUUAA